Suncus etruscus (white-toothed pygmy shrew) is the source of this 1593-nucleotide messenger RNA. It is a transcript of the gene HTR2B, whose product is annotated as 5-hydroxytryptamine receptor 2B. Gene Ontology annotation, molecular function: neurotransmitter receptor activity; G protein-coupled serotonin receptor activity. Lineage: Eukaryota; Metazoa; Chordata; Mammalia; Eulipotyphla; Soricidae. Gene Ontology annotation, biological process: vasoconstriction; G protein-coupled receptor signaling pathway, coupled to cyclic nucleotide second messenger; chemical synaptic transmission. The record is from RefSeq and is a predicted model, not a curated record. Gene Ontology annotation, cellular component: plasma membrane; dendrite. The transcript has 3 exons. The coding region runs from base 71 to 1510 and encodes 479 amino acids.
GAUAGCUAAUUUAGCUACUGACCAUGCUGGCCAUUUUACAAAAUUGGAUUAAAUCACUGAAAAGUAGCGAAUGGCUUUCUCUUAUAGAAUGUCUGAACAAAAACAAAUUCCUGAGCCCAUUUUGCAGAGUUCAUUUGAUGACUUAUUCUCUUCUAACUGGUCUGGAUUACAGACAGAACUGACAUCAGGUGAAAUGAAAGAGACUGGUGAGGAACAUGGAACUAAACCACGCUGGGCAGCUCUCUUGAUAUUCAUGGUGAUAAUACCUACAAUUGGUGGAAACAUCCUUGUUAUUCUGGCUGUUUCACUCGAGAAAAGGCUUCAGUAUGCUACCAAUUAUUUUCUAAUGUCCUUGGCAGUGGCUGAUUUACUGGUUGGGUUGUUUGUGAUGCCGAUUGCCCUCAUGACUAUAAUGUUUGAAGUGAUGUGGCCCCUUCCACUUGUUCUGUGUCCUACCUGGUUAUUUCUUGAUGUUCUUUUUUCUACUGCAUCCAUCAUGCAUCUUUGUGCCAUUUCCGUGGAUCGAUACAUAGCCAUCAAAAAGCCAAUCCAAGCUAAUCAAUGUAACUCACGAGCUAAAGCCCUCAUCAAGAUUACAGUGGUGUGGUUAAUUUCAAUAGGAAUUGCCAUUCCAGUCCCUAUUACAGGAAUAGAAGAGAACAUAGAAAACCCCAAUAAUAUCACUUGUAGGAUGACCAAGGAUCGUUUCGGCAAUUUCAUGCUCUUUGGUUCACUGGCUUCCUUCUUUACACCUCUGGCGAUCAUGAUUGUCACCUAUUUCCUCACUAUCCGUGCUUUACAGAAGAAAGCUUACUUGAUAAAAAGUAAAACCUCUCAACGACUAACAUGGCUGACUGUGUCCACAGUUUUUCAAAAGGAUGAAAAAUUUUGUUCAUCACCUGAAAAGGUGGCUAUAUUGGAUGGUUCUUGCAAAAACAAAACUCUGCCCAAUUCAAGUGAUGAUACAUUUAUGCGAAGAAUGUCUACAGUUGGAAAAAAGUCAGCGCAGACAAUUUCUAACGAACAAAGAGCAUCUAAAGUUCUGGGGAUUGUGUUUUUCCUCUUCUUGCUUAUGUGGUGUCCUUUUUUUAUUACAAAUAUAACUUCAACUUUAUGUGAUUCCUGUAACCAGACUACUCUAGAAAUGCUUCUGGAGGUAUUUGUGUGGAUAGGUUAUGUUUCCUCAGGAGUGAAUCCUUUGGUCUACACCCUCUUCAACAAGACAUUUCGGGAUGCAUUUGGCCGGUAUAUCACCUGCAAUUAUCAGACUACAAAAUCAGCAAAAACUCUCAGAAAAGGAUCUAGUAAUAUCUACUUUCAGAAUUCAAUAGCAGAGAACUCUAUUUUCAUGAAACAUGGAAUGAGAAAUGGGAUCAAUCCUGCCGUGUACCAGAGCCCAGUGAGGCUCCGAAAUUCAGAAAUUCAGUCUUCAUCAAUCAUUCUAUUAGAUACAAUUCUCCUAACUGAAAAUGAAGGUGACAAAACUGAAGAGCAAGUCAGUUACGUAUAACUGAAAAAACUAAUUUUCAUCUAACAUGAGGAUUACAAAUGUAUUGAGUAUAACAUAAAGAACUUUAAGUCACUGGACCAAAU